This is a messenger RNA of Nicrophorus vespilloides, 717 nucleotides long. RefSeq names its product nucleosome-remodeling factor subunit BPTF-like. The transcript is spliced from 2 exons. Bases 163 to 477 code for a protein of 104 amino acids. The record is from RefSeq and is a predicted model, not a curated record. Lineage: Eukaryota; Metazoa; Arthropoda; Insecta; Coleoptera; Silphidae.
AUAUUCGAAACCGUUUGAACGGCUGCAAGCAGAUUAAAUACGCUGUUCACAUAAGCUCGGAUAAUAUAAAGAAGACAAAUAUAUUUAUUAUUUUUUCCAUCGUUACAUCAGUUACAUUUGGUAUCAUUAUUUUAUUACCGUUACUAUAGAAAUUUAACAGAAAUGUCAGACGUCAGUGUGAAUGCGUUCGAGGCUCACAAGAAUUUCAUCCCGAUUGUGUUCGACAAGGUUAUUCCCGGAAAUCACGAGAAAUACGUGUAUCAUGACGAUGAUGACACGUCCUCAGAUUCGGAUUCGAAUUCUGAUGCUGACAGCGACUCUUCGGAGGAUUCAAUUGAAUUCCUCAUAUUCGACGAUGAUGACGUCAUUGUCGUUAUGCAGGAGGACGAUGAUGACGAAGAUUAUUCUGAGUACGGGUUACCUGGUACGAUGGGAGUCGACGCAUUUGCCCUUUACGCAAUAGACAGGGAGCCCUAAUUUUAUUACAAGUUAGUACCAAUAGUCUACCGGUAUUACGUUUAUGCAUGUUUAUUAUUUUAGAAUUGUUUAAUUUACGUAAAAAACAUUUAUGUUUUUCCAUAAAUUAACAAAAAAAACAAACCGAAAAUAAUAAUAAUCGAAACGUGAUAGUCCAGCCAUAAUACAUUCCAUAUUCAUUUGUCUUAAUUGUAUUCUUAUUAUUCAGUGUUAUUUAUGCGUUUCUCGUGUAUUAUUAGA